Aspergillus alliaceus is the source of this 1681-nucleotide messenger RNA. RefSeq names its product nitrilase. The record is from RefSeq and is a predicted model, not a curated record. Gene Ontology annotation, molecular function: catalytic activity. Lineage: Eukaryota; Fungi; Ascomycota; Eurotiomycetes; Eurotiales; Aspergillaceae. The coding region runs from base 33 to 1229 and encodes 398 amino acids. The transcript is spliced from 3 exons.
CAAAACAAAAUCAAAUACCAUAGACUUUCAAAAUGCCUUCUAAAAUUACGGUGGCCGUUGCCCAAGCACGCACCCACAACACCCUCUCGGAGACUCUUUCCGCUCUCAACCGCAUCACCCGCCAUGCUGCCUCCCGCGGUGUCCAUCUUCUCCUCUUCCCAGAGGCCUAUCUGGGUGGAUAUCCGCGUACCUGCAACUUUGGCACUGCCAUUGGUGCGCGUCUGCCCCAUGGUCGGGAUCAGUUCCUGAGCUACUUCCAUUCUGCGGUUGAUCUGGGGGAUACGCCCGCUGGAGCGGGUGAUGAUUGGGUGCAGAGAAAAUUGCCGGUUGCGGAGGGGAAGAAUCAUCGCGGUGAUGGCACCCGGGAAGCUCUCGAACGGGUCGCAAAUGAGACGGGAGUCUUUAUCGUUGUGGGUGUUAUUGAGAGAGCUGCGGGCAGUCUGUAUUGUUCUGUGCUCUAUAUUGACCCGGCGAAGGGGUGUCUCGGAAAGAGGAGGAAGGUAAUGCCUACUGGAACGGAACGUCUCGUCUGGGCCCAGGGUUCCCCUUCAACGUUAAAAGCCGUCACUACUCACCUCAAUGGUGUCCCUGUAACUCUGGCUGCAGCGAUUUGCUGGGAGAACUACAUGCCCCUCCUCCGACAGAGUAUAUAUUCACAGAACGUGAAUAUUUACUUGGCUCCCACGGCUGAUGCCAGGGAUACGUGGCUCCCACUGAUGCGGACCGUGGCAUUUGAGUCCCGGGCAUUUGUACUAAGCGCAAAUCAGUGCGUUAGGUACAAUGAAUUACCGGACUGGGUCACCGGCCACCAGGAAAAACAAGUGUCGCAUCUCAGGAAGCGAUCUGUGACGUCUGAAGGGCCGCAUGAAAUUGUUUGGCCCGAGGCCGAUAAGGAUAAGAGCAAGUCCGCUAUUGCAGCCCAAUCUAUUUCGACAGAAUACGUUUGCCGCGGCGGUUCCUGCAUUGUCGAUCCGCAAGGCCAGGUUCUUGCGGGCCCUAUCUGGGAGGUUUCUGCUGAUGAUGCGCCUGAUUCCGCUACCACGGCGCAUGCAGCGGGUAUAGAUGGCGGAUCUGCGGAUGCCGUUGGUGAUGGGCUUAUCAUCUCGGAGAUUGAUAUCGAGGACUGUGAAAGGGGUAGAUUGGACAUGGAUGUGGCUGGCCAUUACUCAAGGAAUGAUGCGUUCAAGUUGACGGUGGAGGGAUUGGAUCUUAACCCACCUCCCUUCUAAAGUGCAUUGAUUCCGAAUGUAUGUGUUGGGUGGAUUCUGUGAUUGAAGCUAUAUACAUAUUCCUUGUACAUGAUAACUAUGUAGCAGGAGCCGACUAAGCUUGUACAUAACACCUAAUUGACACAGCCGCAAUAUCGUCAGUGACGUUUCAGACCUCUGCGAAUAGCCAAACCAAUAACCUGAUUGACGCCUGCAAAGGAGCGCGCCUAGAAAUCCACUUUCCGAGCUAGAAUAGGUAUAUGUGUAGUCAUCGAGGGCGGUGCUUACAAGAGGGACAGACAUAUGAAACAGAUUCAGACUGAAAACGAACAGCGCAAGCCCUGAAGAUCAACCUCCAAGAUGACCAAUUAAGCAAGUUUAUGAAAACCCCAAACUCUACCUCCGAGUAAUAACAUCGUCCAGAGCCUCCCUAAUAUUAGGAUGAUUGCGCUCCUCAAGUUCCAUCUGUUUCC